Molecule: messenger RNA, 2904 nt
Organism: Rhizoctonia solani
Lineage: Eukaryota; Fungi; Basidiomycota; Agaricomycetes; Cantharellales; Ceratobasidiaceae
Product: glycoside hydrolase family 35 protein
Exons: 23
Coding region: 1-2904 (967 amino acids)
Biological process (GO): carbohydrate metabolic process
Cellular component (GO): vacuole
Molecular function (GO): beta-galactosidase activity
Source: RefSeq, a predicted model, not a curated record
AUGAAGCUGUGGUCGUCGGUUCUUGGAGCGGGUGCUUUGCUCAGUCUCCAGGCUGCAGCAGACAUCCACGAGAGACAGGCAAACAGCGAUCAGUCCCCCAACUAUAUACCCUCGCCGGGCUCAUCUGGGUUCUAUGUCGGCAACUCCACAGCGGCGGUCACGUUUGACCAGCACUCGAUCUUGCUCGAUGGAAAGCGUAUCAUGGUCUUUGCCGGCGAGUUCCAUCCAUGGCGGCAGCCGUCGAUCCCACUCUGGCGAGACAUUCUCGAAAAGAUGAAGGCCGGAGGAUACAAUGCCGUUUCGAUCUACCUCCAUUGGGGCAUCACCGAAGGAAAGCGCGGCACUCUCAACUUUGAAGGCCACCGAUCCGUCACGAAAUUCCUCGACGUCGCAAAGCAAGUCGGCAUCUUGGUCAUCGUAUAUAAUGCCGAGACGGCGGGUGGCGGUCUUCCGGGAUGGACCACCAACUUGGCCGAUCGGGCACGUUCCAAUGGUACCGAUUUUACCGCUGCCUGGACUCCCUGGAUCAGCCAGGUGUCCAAGUACGUUGCCCCCUACCAGUAUCCCGAUGGUCCCGUCAUCGCCAUGCAGAGUGAAAAUGAAUUUUUGUCGGAUGGAGUCGAGCCAGAGUUUCUUGAUGCGGGACAGCUUCCAUAUACAUACGGACAUACGGACUACAUGAGACAAAUCAUUGCGACGAUGAGGAAAACGGAAUCACAAAAAUUCCCAUGUUACACGUACAACGAUUUCUGGCCGAGUGGUCGGUAUGCCUCGGGCGCUGCCAAGGUCGAUCUCUAUGGAUGGGAUGCGUAUCCCUCGGGUUCGACUGCACCAAUCCAAGCCUGGAAAGAGGUCGAUGCUAACAUGGAUGCCUAUCACCAAAACGCCAACCCAGCCGAGCCGCUAUAUCUUGCCGAAUACCAAGGAGGUUCGAUCGACUUUUGGAAAGGAUCUGGAUUCGAUGCGUGUUCCGACUUGGUUAACGAACAGUUUGCGAAUGUGUUUUACAAAAACAAUUAUGCCGCUGGAGCGUACCUCCAGUCGCUCUAUAUGACUUAUGGAGGAACCAACUGGGGUAACUUGGCAUAUCCUGGCGUAUACACUUCCUACGACUAUGCUGCUUCGAUUUCCGAAGACCGCACAUUAAGGCCCAAAUUCUCCGAGAUCAAACUCCAAGGUCUAUUCCUGCACGCUACCCCGCACUACCACUUGGCCGGUCGAAUCAGCACCGGCACCUCCCUCUCGUCGUCCCAGCAGAUCUUCACAACCCACCUCGCCACGCCCCAGGGCCAGAACCUGUACAUUGUCCGUCAGACGACCAACAACAACACCGCGCGGGUCGAGUUUGAUUUAAAGAGCAAGAUUAUUGUUAGCGAGUAUCCGUUUGGAAAGAGUUUGUUGAGAUACUCGACGGGCGAGAUUGCGACAUGGACCACAAUCGACGGCGAAGAUCAUAUCCUUCUCUACUCUUCAAACCAAACCAUUACUACCGCGCUAUACACCACCUCCACCACGAAACCCACCAUCACGGGAUCAAAUUCUAUCAAAACUACUUCCGCCAAUAAUACCGUCGUCGUUUCUGGUCCCGCUCCAGCUUCCGGAUUGGCCCGGGUGACCAUUGGCCAAACUUCCCUCUGGCUCGUGAACAAGUCGUGGCUCGCGCCCAGACUGUGGCAGCCACGCGUGAGCGGGACAAGCGGCAACGGGCGAUACGACCUCAGUCCUCGUACCGGCAGCGUUCUCGUCUUUGGUCCCUACCUCGUACGAAGCGCGACGAUCAAGGGCACACAACUGGCGCUUGUCGGGGACCUUGAAUCGGGCAACACGACCGAGUUGGAGGUCCUCGCGCCUACGACUGUCAAGUCGGUCUCGUGGAAUGGCAAGGCUGUGCCUGUGAGCAAGACUCUGACCGGUACGCUCAGGGGUACCUGGAGGUGCGCAGACUCGUUGCCCGAGGUCGCGCUCGGGUUUGAUGAUUCGAAAUGGACGACGGCGACCAAGACUACGACGUUCCGCCCUGUGGAACAUCAGCCGCUGGGUGGGAAGUUGGUCUUGUAUGCGGACGAAUAUGGAUACCAUCAAGGCAACUUGUUGUACCGCGGUCGAUUCGGAAGUGGGGCAACGGGCGUGAAACUCUCUGUUCAAGGCGGAUUCAAUUUUGGCUUUAGCGCUUUCCUGAACGGGGCCUUUUUGGGUUCUGGUCAGGGCCGGCCAGAAAGUGAUCCUAGCGGUGGAACCGAUCUUGUUAAUGUGACUUAUACGUUCCCUGUCGGUUCCAUCGAGCGUGAUAAUAUCUUAACUGUGGUUGUCGAUAAUAUGGGUAUUCACGAGAACUGGAACGCAAACGAUGAAUUCAAGGCUCCCCGAGGUAUCCGUGGCUACGAACUGCUCGGGAGUGGCGACUUUACAUCCUGGAAGCUCACCGGAAACGUGGAUGGCGAGAACACAAAAGAUAUCAUUCGCGGUCCACUCCACGAGGGUGGCCUAUACGUCGAACGCAUUGGCGCGAUCUUCCCGAAUUACAAAUUCACCUCGGCUUGGAAUUCGUCCAAGACCGAUGCUUCGUGCUCACCCUACGUGGGGAUCAACAAGGCGGGGAUCAAGGCGUACAAGACCAAGUUCAAUCUCAGUAUCGACCAGUCGACGAUGUCACUGUUGCCUUUAAGCUCGACAGGAAUCCAAACAGUAAUUAUCGAGCGAGGUUAUAUACAUGUUUCUAACCUCGGUCCUCAAACUGUUUAUCCUAUUCCCGAGGGGAUACUGAACCACCGUGGCGAAAACGAUGUACUGCUCACUAUUUGGUCCCUUGGUACACUCACGGGUGCUAAAAUACCAACAAUCGAACUCGUUGCUUCCCCAGCCUUUGCUUCGAGCAAGGAAGUAGUGAGAAGUUUGGCCGCUUGA